Messenger RNA from Ceratotherium simum simum (southern white rhinoceros), 969 nucleotides. Its product is annotated as olfactory receptor 5A1-like. NCBI's taxonomy places the organism in Eukaryota, Metazoa, Chordata, Mammalia, Perissodactyla, Rhinocerotidae. Gene Ontology annotation, biological process: G protein-coupled receptor signaling pathway. The record is from RefSeq and is a predicted model, not a curated record. Gene Ontology annotation, cellular component: membrane. Gene Ontology annotation, molecular function: olfactory receptor activity; G protein-coupled receptor activity.
AUGUCACCAAUCAGGUCCAUGGAAGGAGAAAGAAAUCACACUUCUGUGGCCAUGUUUGUUCUCCUGGGACUGUCAGAUGAAAAGGAGUUGCAGCUUAUCCUCUUCCCAAUCUUUCUGGGGAUCUACCUUCUCACCCUAGUCUGGAACGUGGGUCUCAUCAUCCUAAUCAGGAUGGACUCCCACCUGCACACACCCAUGUACUUUUUUCUUGGUUUCCUGUCAUUUAUAGACAUCUGCUAUUCUUCUUCCACCAGCCCAAGGAUGAUUUCAGACUUCUUAAGAGAUAAAAAAAUGAUUUCCUUCAUUGCUUGUGCUACCCAGUACUUUGUUGGGUCCUGGAUGGCUCAGGCUGAGUGCUGCCUCUUGGCCGCCAUGGCCUAUGACAGAUAUGUUGCUAUUGGUAGGCCUCUGCAGUACUCAGCCGUCAUGGGUCCUGGCCUCUGUCAGAAGAUGGUUGCUGGGGCCUAUGUGAGUGCUUUUAUUGGUAGCUUAGUUCAAACUGUCCCUUGCUUUCAUCUCUACUACUGUGGGCCCAAUACCAUUCACCAUUUCUACUGUGACAUAUCCCAUAUCAUUUCCUUAUCUUGCUCCAAUCCCUUCAUCAGCCAAAUGAUUCUUUUUCUGGUAGCUUUUUUUAUUGGGUUCGGUUCUUUUCUUGUUAUCCUCUUAUCCUAUGGUUUCAUUGUAGCUGCCAUCCUGAAAAUAUCCUCUGUCAAAUGUAGUGCCAAGGCCCUCAAUACCUGUGCCUCCCACCUGGCAGUUGUGACAAUAUUUUAUGGCACAGGCCUCUCAGUGUACCUGCAUCCUAGCUCUAGCCACUCCAAGAAGCAGGACAAGGUCCUGGCAGUGUUCUAUGUUAUCUUUAUCCCCAUGUUAAACCCUCUUAUCUACAGUCUGAGGAACAAGGAGAUCAGAGAGGCCCUCAAGAGGGUAGUAAAGAGGCUAACACACUUACCUCAGUAUGAAUAA